Cydia fagiglandana is the source of this 1152-nucleotide messenger RNA. RefSeq names its product ornithine transcarbamylase, mitochondrial-like. Gene Ontology annotation, cellular component: mitochondrion. Gene Ontology annotation, biological process: L-citrulline biosynthetic process. Bases 56 to 1039 code for a protein of 327 amino acids. The transcript is spliced from 7 exons. The record is from RefSeq and is a predicted model, not a curated record. Gene Ontology annotation, molecular function: ornithine carbamoyltransferase activity; amino acid binding. NCBI's taxonomy places the organism in Eukaryota, Metazoa, Arthropoda, Insecta, Lepidoptera, Tortricidae.
UUGUAGUUAUUAAUUAGACACAAAAUUCGUCGGUUAUUUAAGAUUAAAGCGAAAAAUGAAGAUAUUCAGGCACUUUGCUAAAUUCUAUCCUGUUGUAUUUCAAAUGAAAAAAUUGACAACAGGGCAAUGUUUCCCAAUGUCAAAACCUAACCAUCUAAUAUGCUUCAAGCAGUGGACGGCCGAAAUGGUGAUGAACAUUAUAAGCAGUGCUAUUAACCUGAAGUACUGCUAUAAAGAAACUCAGUGCAAGCGAAUGAAUGUUCUCCAAGACUGCAAGAUCAUGGUGCUGCAGGAGGUAAAUGAGCCAGUUCUGAACAUGGCGGUCUCGAAGGCCGCGACUUUGCUCGGCGCGUACGAUUGCAGCAUUAUUGACCACGUUAUUUGGAACCAGGACUACAAUGGCAGUAUUUUCUCAUACAUGGCGGACGCGAUAUUCGUGGCAACUUCCACCCACCACUGCAUCCAGCGCUUUGCAAACCAAGCCACCGUGCCGGUGAUGUGCAUGAGAUCCAGAACGCACGCCAGCAUCCAAGCGCUCUCCACUAUCAUGGCUAUUAUUGAAGAAUUUGGCGAGAUGAGAUGUCUAAACCUUGGAUUCAUAGGACCUCCGCACCCGGUCUUAAACUCGUAUCUUCUGCUCUGUCCCAUGCUUGGAGCCAAUAUCAAGUUUUGCUGCUGUUGUCCAAAGUGUCCAGUAACCCCACUGCUCUACAAAGCGAGUAAAGACCUCAAAGACACGACCCACACUGAAGUAACGAAGUGUAAAGAGAAAACAGAAGUGUUGCAGAAGACCGAUGUUGUUAUCGCCGGCCCUACUACCGAGAAAAAGGAGAAGAUUCAAUAUUUUACCUUUAGUUUAAAAGAUAUUCAAAGUGGUUGUAACCCGCACUGGAUCUUCUUUCACACUUGCCCGAGAGGAGCCGAGGUGACGGAUGACCUCUUCUACCACGGAAACACACGGACGUUUAAAUGUUUUGAGAACAUGCAGUUCAUUGCAGCCGCUCUCAUGGCUAAUGGUGUCAAAGGGUAUCUAUUUUAGACGGCUUUUUCAUGUUGGAAAUGUAACACUCUGUGAUAGUUAAUCAGAAAAAAGUAAGUGAACUGUGUUUAAAGUUGUAAUCAAAAUAAUAUAUUUAUUAAAUAAACUUUCGA